GCCACAGCUGGCACUCCGCCUCUAGAGCACCGGCCCUGGCACCCACUAUGGCAAAGGAAGUGCAAGCCCAGCUCUCCCCGUUGAAAGGGGGGCAUCCUCCUGCAGUAAAAGCUGGAGGAAAGCGAAUUUCCAAAAAACAAGAAAUUGGCAUCUUGGAGAGACACACCAAGAAAACAGGAUUAGAGAAAACAAGUGCCAUUGCAAAUGUUACCAAAAUACAGACGAUGGAUGCCCUGAAUGACACACUGGAGAAGCUCAGCCAUAAAUUUCCAGCAAUAGUGCACAUGGCACAUCAAAAACCCAGACCUGCUCUGGAGAAGGUCACUCCACUGAAAAGGAUCUACGUUAUUCAGCAGCCUCGAAAAUGUUAAGCUGGGACAUAAAACACAGCCAUCUAGCCAACUGCCUCGAAGGUCUGAGGGCUUAGCCAAAAGGGCCAAACUGUCCAUAGGUCUAGUGCCCUUGCUUGGUGAAUACCAAGCUUUUGUAUCUUCUCUUUUGACUUUAGAUAAUAAAGCAUCCAAACCUGGA
Hippopotamus amphibius kiboko is the source of this 531-nucleotide messenger RNA. It is a transcript of the gene DAPL1, whose product is annotated as death associated protein like 1. The record is from RefSeq and is a predicted model, not a curated record. Lineage: Eukaryota; Metazoa; Chordata; Mammalia; Artiodactyla; Hippopotamidae. Gene Ontology annotation, molecular function: death domain binding. Gene Ontology annotation, biological process: negative regulation of autophagy; apoptotic signaling pathway; cellular response to amino acid starvation. The transcript is spliced from 4 exons. The coding region runs from base 48 to 371 and encodes 107 amino acids.